Leopardus geoffroyi (Geoffroy's cat) is the source of this 1273-nucleotide messenger RNA. It is a transcript of the gene GLRX3, whose product is annotated as glutaredoxin 3. Lineage: Eukaryota; Metazoa; Chordata; Mammalia; Carnivora; Felidae. The record is from RefSeq and is a predicted model, not a curated record. Bases 68 to 1072 code for a protein of 334 amino acids. The transcript is spliced from 11 exons.
CCCGGAGGCCCCGCCCCCGCCCCCGCCGGCCGCCCGCGCUCGAUUGCUCUUGUCUGGCGGCUGCAGCAUGGCGGCGGGGGCGGCCGAGGCGGCGGCGGCUGUGGUGGAGGUCGGUUCAACCCGGCAGUUUGAGGAGCUGCUGCGCCUCACAGCCAAGUCCCUCCUCGUGGUCCAUUUUUGGGCGCCAUGGGCUCCGCAGUGUGCCCAGAUGAACGACGUGAUGGCAGAGUUGGCCAAAGAGCACCCUCAAGUUUCAUUUGUGAAGUUGGAAGCUGAAGCCGUUCCUGAAGUAUCUGAAAAAUAUGAAAUUAGUUCUGUUCCCACCUUUCUGUUUUUCAAGAAUUCUCAGAAAAUUGACCGAUUAGAUGGUGCACACGCCCCAGAGUUGACCAAAAAAGUUCAGCGACACGCAUCUAGCGGCUCCUUCCCACCCAGCGGUAAUGAGCAUCCUAAAGAAGACCUCAACCUGCGCCUGAAGAAACUAACUCAUGCUGCCCCUUGCAUGUUGUUUAUGAAGGGGACUCCUCAGGAGCCCCGCUGUGGUUUCAGCAAGCAGAUGGUGGAAAUCCUUCACAAACACAAUAUUCAGUUUAGCAGUUUUGACAUCUUCUCAGAUGAAGAAGUUCGUCAGGGCCUCAAAACCUACUCCAACUGGCCUACCUAUCCCCAGCUCUAUGUGUCUGGGGAGCUCAUAGGAGGACUUGACAUAAUCAAGGAGCUGGAAGCAUCUGACGAACUAGAUACAAUUUGCCCCAAAGCUCCCAAAUUAGAAGAAAGGCUCAAAGUACUGACAAAUAAAGCUUCUGUGAUGCUCUUUAUGAAAGGAAACAAACAGGAAGCAAAAUGUGGAUUCAGCAAACAGAUUCUGGAGAUACUAAAUAGUACCGGUGUUGAAUAUGAGACAUUUGACAUAUUGGAGGAUGAAGAAGUUCGGCAGGGGUUAAAAACUUUCUCGAAUUGGCCCACGUAUCCUCAGCUGUAUGUGAAAGGGGAACUUGUUGGAGGUCUGGAUAUUGUUAAGGAACUGAAAGACAACGGUGAGCUGCUACCAGUACUGAAAGGAGAGAACUAGAGGCUUGUACGCUCAGCGCCCGACUGUUGCGGGAACCACUUGGUCACAACUCCGUGCUCAGAGGUGGGCGAGGGGCAGAGACUGCGCCUCACCCCGUUACGCUCUGUGUAUUUCACAAGCUUGUGCUAAAUACAUGUAUGUGUUGUUUUGUUUUUUCCACCAAACAGAAUGCAAUAAACAUCUUCAAAAUCCAAUUAAAAA